Molecule: messenger RNA, 441 nt
Organism: Prosopis cineraria
Lineage: Eukaryota; Viridiplantae; Streptophyta; Magnoliopsida; Fabales; Fabaceae
Exons: 2
Coding region: 1-441 (146 amino acids)
Molecular function (GO): nucleic acid binding; RNA-DNA hybrid ribonuclease activity
Source: RefSeq, a predicted model, not a curated record
AUGGCUUAUGCACAUUGCGUUGCGGCUGUUGCUUUCUGUGUCAUGUACCACGGCUUAGGUGCCAUGCGCCGUGAUCUUCUGAGCAAAAUCAACAACAAAAAUGAAACGAGAUGGAACAUACCAAGUACGAGAUGGGCUAAACUUGAUGUUGAUGGUUCUACCAACUUUAAUGGUAUAGCUGCUUGUGGAGGACUUAUAAGAGAUGAUAAGGGUAAUUGGAUUAAGAAUUUCUCCAAAAACCUUGGCUAUCAACCCAAAAUAGCUGCUGAACACUUAGGAAUAAUGGAAGGGCUGAACCUUUGCUGGAAUGCUAAGCUCACCAGAGUAAAUGUCUAUUCAAAUUUUGUAGAGGCUCUAUCUCUCAUUGAUUGCAACUUCAUUGAUAGCCACCCUCUCUCAGCUAUUAUCACAAACAUUAAGAAUAUCAUCAUGCAAGAUUGA